Molecule: messenger RNA, 5035 nt
Organism: Cherax quadricarinatus
Lineage: Eukaryota; Metazoa; Arthropoda; Malacostraca; Decapoda; Parastacidae
Product: cytochrome P450 6k1
Molecular function (GO): heme binding; monooxygenase activity; oxidoreductase activity, acting on paired donors, with incorporation or reduction of molecular oxygen
Source: RefSeq, a predicted model, not a curated record
UAAAACCAAGCCAGCAACCCGCUUGUGGCUUCACAGUGAUAACAAGUGGGUUGUUGUGGUACAGUGCUCGCAGUUAUUUCCUGGAGAACAGACCUGCCUUACAACACAUUCACAGUCUUUUAUAACUGUUCACUUCUGAAGAACACAUCACACCUGGGUGAGGAUGGUGAUGCUGGUGGUGCUGGCGGUGUUGGUGGUGGUGGUGACGGCAGUGUUAGCAUACUCUAAGCACCACCUCAACUACUGGGCAUUGCGUGGGGUGCCCACUGCCCCUGGGGCACUGCCCAUCCUGGGUCACAUGCAUAAGUUCAUCUCCAAGAAGUACCCAAGAUGGCUGUAUGCUGACGAGGUUUACAGGAGCCUCGGGGAUUCAACUGUGUGUGGGUUCUACGAGAUGAUGAAACCCACGCUGAUGAUUGCUGACCCAGAGCUUGUCAAAGCAGUACUGAUCAAGGACUUCGACUACUUCGUCGACCGUCGAAUCUUCAACUUUACCUCAGACAAGGAUGAGAUCCUCAAUGAGAUGCUGACACAAGCCUCAGGGACCCACUGGAAAGGCAUCCGCUCCGUGCUGUCUCCCAGCUUCACAUCCGGCCGGAUGAAGGGAAUGUAUCCACUUGUGGAGCAGAAGGCUGAUGCUCUGUUGGAUUACAUUCACAGAGAGUUGAAGACCAAAACAUCCAUUAAGCUGAAGAAAUGUUUUGGUCUCUACACCCUAGAGGUCAUCUCAUCCUGCGCCUUUGGCAUGGACACCAACUCACUCAGAGACGGCCAUUCCACAUUCAACACACAGGUGGAAAACAUUUUCAAGACCAGCACAAUCAGAAUGAUAAAAAUAAUAUUCUUCUUAUGUUUCCCCAAGCUCAGCAACGUCCUGAAGAUGAGCUUCACCCAGCCUGAGGUAUUCUUCUUCAGGGACGUGAUAAUAGAGACUAUCAAGCAGCGAGAAGCAGGAGAGAAGAGAGGAGACUUCCUGGAUCUCAUGAUGGAGUCCAGAGACCACCAGAGUGACCCCACCUCCAAGACUUCUAAAUAUCCACUGAAGAUGAGUACCAUAGUAGCUGAGAGCAUCCUGUUCAUCCUAGCUGGCUACGACACCACAGCCAACACAAUCUCCUUUGUCGCCUUCCUCCUAGCUCAGCACCAGUCCCACCAACAGCGCCUUCGUCAGGAACUGAGAGAGAUCGCUGUGGAUGGAACAAUCUCCUACCAAGAUCUUAUGGAGGCCAAGUACCUGGAUGCUUGCAUCUCAGAGACCCUGAGACUGUACCCAGUGGCACACUUCACAGAGAGGCAAUGCACUAAGCCUUACACCGUUCCUGGGACCAAGGUGGUCCUUACUGAGAAGUCUGUAAUUGGAAUACCCAUCUGGAGUCUUCACCACGACCCUCGAUACUGGUCUGACCCUGAGACCUUCUCUCCAGACCGCUUCCUGCCACCCAACAAGGACCAGAUUAAGUCAGGCACUUACCUGCCCUUCGGUCUAGGACCCAGAAACUGUAUUGGAAUGAGGUUCGCCUUGAUGGAGGCCAAGUUAGUGCUGGCCAAGAUACUGCUACACUACGAGAUGACUUGUGUCCCUGGCAAAGACUCCCUCACUCUUAGUGAAGUCCCUGGUCUCAUGAGACCCUCUGAAGACCUCUCCCUAGUCUUCACACCCAUGACUCAGGAGUAAGACCACCAAGAAAUAGGGACCACCACCCUAUUCCUCGCAGUAAACCUGACACUCGUGAACCAACUGAUGUGAAAUCGGCACAAACUAAAAUGGAAAAAUAAAGUGUUUCUGAAAAGUUCAUAGUCUGGGACCUGUGUUACUGCAGUUGUACACCUGAGUGCACUGGCAGGAGUUUGUGCAAUCAGAGAAGCUCCUGAGUGGACCUGGGUCACUGCAGGUGUACACCUGAGUGCUAUGACAGGAGUUUGUGCAAUCAGAGAGGCACCUGAGUGGCAGUGAGGUGUACGGGUUAUACCUUGACAAAAACCUGAAUUUCAGCACCCAUAUCCAUCAUAUAACCAAAAAAGUAUCCAAAACGGUUGGGAUCCUCUCCAAGAUACGAUAUUACGUGCUGCAAAAUGCCCUUCUCACACUAUACCACUAACUUAUUUAUCCAUACCUCACCUAUGCUAUUUGUGCUUGGGGAUCAACUGCAGCAACACACCUAAAGCCAAUAAUAACCCAACAAAAAGCUGCAGUAAGAAUAAUCACUAAAUCCCAUCCCUGGCAACACACCCCCCCACUCUUCAUAGACCUAAACUUACUCCCUGUUCAGUACAUCCACACUUACUACUGUGCAAUCUACAUCUACAGGGCCUUAAACUCUAAUAUCAACCUUGACCUAAAACGCUUUCUUGAUAGUUGUGACAGAACCCACAGGCAUAACACCAGACACAAACAUCUCUACGACAUUCCCCGUGUCCGACUAAACCUUUACAAAAAUUCAAUGUAUGUCAAAGGCCCUAAAAUCUGGAAUACCCUACCUGAGAACUCUAGAACUGCAGACACAUUCAUCAACUUCAAAACUACCAUUAGAAAACAUCUUAUCUCCCUGAUACACCCCGUCAACUAACUACACGAAUACCACCUGGUGGUUCACACUUACACUCACUCACUCAUUUGACCAUAAACAGAAAUAUUAAUCUCAAUCUUAAAAUAAUGAAUCCUGUGAUAUUCCAAUACUUACCUGGAGUUUACCUGGAGAGAGUUUCGGGGGUCAACGCCCCCGCGGCCCGGUCUGUGACCAGGCCUCCUGGUGGAUCAGAGCCUGAUCAACCAGGCUGUUGCUGCUGGCUGCACGCAAACCAACGUACGAGCCACAGCCCGGCUGAUCAGGAACUGACUUUAGGUGCUUGUCCAGUGCCAGCUUGAAGACUGCCAGGGGUCUGUUGGUAAUCCCCCUUAUGUGUGCUGGGAGGCAGUUGAACAGUCUCGGGCCCCUGACACUUAUUGUAUGGUCUCUUAACGUGCUAGUGACACCCCUGCUUUUCAUUGGGGGGAUGUUGCAUCGUCUGCCAAGUCUUUUGCUUUCGUAGUGAGUGAUUUUCGUGUGCAAGUUCGGUACUAGUCCCUCUAGGAUUUUCCAGGUGUAUAUAAUCAUGUAUCUCUCCCUCCUGCGUUCCAGGGAAUACAGGUUUAGAAACCUCAAGCGCUCCCAGUAAUUGAGAUGUUUUAUCUCCGUUAUGCGCGCCGUGAAAGUUCUCUGUACAUUUUCUAGGUCGGCAAUUUCACCUGCCUUGAAAGGUGCUGUUAGAGUGCAGCAAUAUUCCAGCCUGAAACUAUGUACUGUGCCAAAACAAAAGCAUUCACAUUGCUAAACUCACAAAGUAGUAUUUAGUCACUUAGCCAUAAUACCAACUUGCCUCAUAAUUUGUAAUAUGUUACAAUUAAGAAUAAAACUAAGUCUGCCCGAAAUGCCUAGCCAUGCUAAGCGUUCUAGUGGUACACUCUGUAAUCACUAUUUUACAACAUGUAAACCACACAAUAACCAAAUUUCUGUAAACUCAGCAUUGUAAUCCUUAUAGAGAAUAAACUUUGAAUUGAAUUUGAAUUGAUUGGAUGGCCGUAAAAUCGGAGAAAUGUGAAUAGAGAAAAGACAUGAUCGAAGACAGUCUGUUUACUGUCGUGUAUUAGUCAGACACAGAUACUGGCUACCACAAUCUCCCAGGUACUGUGUAGCACAACCUCCCAGGUACUGGCUAGCACAACGUCCCAGGUACUUGGUAGCACAACGUUCCAGGUACUGGCUAGCACAACGUCCCAGGUACUGGCUAGCACAACCUUCCAGGUACUGGCUAGAACAACUUCCCAGGUACUUGGUAGCACAACGUUCCAGGUACUGGCUAGCAAAACUUCCCAGGUACUGGCUAGCACAACGUCUAAGGUACUGGCUAGCACAACGUUCCAGGUACUGGCUAGCACAACGUCCCAAGUACUGGCUAGCACAACGUCCCAGGUACUGGCUAGCACGACCUCCCAGGUACUGGCUAGCACAACGCCACAGGUACUGGCUAGCACAAUUUCCCAGGUACUGGCUAGCACAACCUCCCAGGUACUAGCUAGCGCAACGUCCCAGGUACUUGCUAGCACAACCUCCCAGAUACUGGCUAGCAUAACAUCCCAGGUACUUGCUAGCACAACGUCCCAGGCACUGGCUAGCACAACCUCCCAGGUACUGGCUAGCACAACGCCCCAAGUACUGGCUAGCACAAUUUCCCAGGUACUGGCUAGCACAACGUCCCAGGUACUGGCUAGCACAACGCCCCAGGUACUGGCUAGCACAAUUUCCCAGGUACGGGCUAGCACAACCUCCCAGGUACUGGCUAGUACAACCUCCCAGGUACUGCUAGCACAACCUCCCAGGUACUGACUAGCACAACCUCCUUGGUACUAGCUAGCAUAAUCUCAAUGAUACUAGCUAGCAGCACCCUCCAGGUACUAGCUAGCAGCACCUGCCGGGUACUAGCUAGCAGUACCUGCAAGGGUAUAGCUAGCAGCACCUGCCAUGUAUUAGCUAGCAUCACCUGCCAGGUACUAACUAGCUUCACCUGCCAGGUACUAACUAGCUUCACCUGCCAGGUACUAACUAGCUUCACCUGCCAGGUACUAACUAGCUUCACCUGCCAGGUACUAACUAGCUUCAACUGCCAGGUACUAGCUAGCAGCACAAGCUACUUAUGUACUUAUAGUAAGCACACGCUCAUGGAUACACAUGUAAACUUGUUGUAGUGAUACUGCUCCUGUGGGGAGCAGCAACAGGAUAAUACUGCACCACCUCUCGGGGCCCUUAACAACAACAACAGUUUGGUGUGUGUCAUGGGCGCCAACACAUUGUGUGUGAUUCUCUUCUUUUACAUCAAUAUAUUAGUGAUGCAGAUUACAUGGUGAGUUUAAAUAUGUGGCCUGUAGUUAUAACUUUUCUCUUGACAUAUGCAAGACAUCACCAUCCCUGUAGAAGCCAUUAUUAGAUGUACUAGUCAUUAUAUUUUGUUGUUGCAGAAGUACUAUGAAGAUUCUAUGUUCAAUAAAGCCUAGAGAUAA